CUCCGCAGCUUGGAGGCAAAACAGCGGCCGUGAGGGACCGAACCCGGCAGGGGGGACGAGGAAGGAGGGAUUGUGGGGGCCCCCCUGCCCGGAGCCGCCGCCGCCGCCGCCGCGCCUCUUCUCACGCCAACGGUCAGCCUCCACCGCCCUCGCCUUUGCCGCAGGUUGAUUUAAGAUACUGAAAAGUCAAGGAGACGUGAAAUUCUAAAAGUGAUAAAGCAAAAUAUUAUUUUUUUCUGAACUGAAGGCUCAGUGUGGAGCCAUCAUGAGCGAUGUUACAAUUGUGAAAGAAGGAUGGGUUCAGAAAAGGGGAGAAUAUAUAAAAAAUUGGAGGCCAAGAUACUUCCUGUUGAAGACAGAUGGCUCUUUCAUAGGAUAUAAGGAGAAGCCUCAAGAUGUGGAUCUACCAUAUCCUCUUAACAACUUUUCAGUAGCAAAAUGCCAGCUAAUGAAAACAGAGAGACCGAAACCAAACACUUUUAUAAUCCGAUGUCUUCAGUGGACCACUGUGAUAGAAAGGACAUUUCACGUAGAUACACCAGAAGAACGGGAAGAAUGGACAGAAGCCAUUCAGGCAGUAGCAGACAGGCUUCAAAGGCAAGAAGAGGAGAGAAUGAACUGCAGUCCAACCUCACAGAUUGAUAAUAUUGGAGAGGAGGAGAUGGAUGCUUCCACAACCCAUCAUAAAAGAAAGACAAUGAAUGAUUUUGAUUACUUGAAACUACUUGGCAAAGGCACUUUUGGCAAAGUUAUACUGGUCCGCGAGAAGGCAAGUGGAAAAUAUUAUGCUAUGAAGAUUUUGAAAAAGGAAGUUAUAAUUGCAAAGGACGAAGUGGCUCACACACUUACAGAAAGCAGAGUUCUGAAAAAUACUAGACACCCCUUUUUAACAUCUUUGAAAUAUUCAUUCCAGACCAAGGACCGCCUUUGUUUUGUGAUGGAGUAUGUCAAUGGAGGAGAGCUGUUUUUCCAUUUGUCGAGAGAGCGAGUGUUCUCUGAGGAUCGCACACGCUUCUAUGGUGCAGAAAUUGUUUCUGCUUUGGACUAUCUGCAUUCUGGAAAGAUUGUGUAUCGUGAUCUCAAGUUAGAAAACCUAAUGUUGGAUAAAGAUGGACACAUAAAAAUUACAGAUUUUGGGCUUUGCAAAGAAGGAAUCACAGAUGCAGCUACUAUGAAAACGUUCUGUGGCACACCAGAGUAUUUGGCUCCAGAGGUUUUGGAAGACAAUGACUAUGGUCGUGCAGUGGAUUGGUGGGGCCUUGGAGUUGUUAUGUAUGAAAUGAUGUGUGGCAGGUUGCCGUUCUACAAUCAAGAUCAUGAAAAACUUUUUGAAUUAAUAUUAAUGGAGGAUAUAAAAUUUCCUCGAACUCUUUCAUCUGAUGCAAAAUCGCUACUUUCUGGUUUGCUGAUAAAAGAUCCAAAUAAGCGUCUUGGUGGAGGACCAGAUGAUGCUAAAGAAAUUAUGCGACACAGUUUCUUUGCUGGAGUAAACUGGCAAGAUGUAUAUGAUAAGAAGCUCGUUCCUCCUUUUAAACCUCAAGUAACGUCUGAGACAGACACCAGAUAUUUUGAUGAAGAAUUUACUGCUCAAACUAUCACAAUAACACCACCUGAAAAAUAUGAUGAAGAUGGCAUGGACUGCAUGGACAAUGAAAGACGACCACAUUUCCCUCAGUUUUCUUAUUCUGCAAGUGGACGGGAAUAACUCCUUAUCUGUUUUCCUGCUUCACAGUCACAUUUGACUUAUCACUGAAAAUGGUUCCUGAACAUCAACACCAUUACUUGCUAUUAUUUAGCAGAGCAGAGCACUUUCAGAGAUCAUUCAGAAUUGAACAAGUUCCCUUCCUGACCAGUCAGCCUUUCUGGUUUAUAUGCAUGACAUUUUAUAUUGGUCUAACAUCUCCUGCUGUUACUACUGUCCGCUGUCUCAGCAUGAAAGUAACAGUAAGAAUCUAUUUAAAAUGUUGUGAUAUUGUGACAAAUUCCCAAUGAUGCAUUUUAUGCACAGCUGGCUAACAUUCUCUUGUGUUCCAAGAGCAAAGGCUGAAGGACAUGUGGGACUUGAGAUGUAUUCCUCAUUUCUUCUAGAAGACAAAUCAAAUUUCUAGUAAAAAUGACCAUGACAUUUUCUCACAUCUGUUUGAACUAAACAGAACCAGGAAACAUAGAAAGUGGUGGUGUACAUAUGCAAAGCGUUUAGUAGGCAUAUCAUCACUUGAAUCAGACUUGUCAUUAACAUCUGGAUGAAACCAUUCAGGAGACGGACUAAUAAUUGUUAAUAUAUAUAAAUAUAUAUAUAUAUAAAUAUAUAUAUAUUAUUUUUUAAUUACUGUUGGAUACUACACAAGAAGCAAAAAGGUUGGGUUCUCACCUAUCCUCCCACUUAGACUUCCAGAUUCAUGUGCAAUUAUGGAGAAUGGGACCUUUAAAAUUCAAGAAAUUAAGGCAUAAAAGCAGCAUUUGAAAUUGUUUAAAGGUCUUAUGAUUUGCAUCUCACUCAUGCUUUUAUUUCUUUGUUGAUAUACAUCACCUCUGGAGGCUGAAGAAUGUAGUCAGGCAUAAACAACAUUGCUUUUCACCAAAACUUGUACACUAAGGCAAACAGGAGUUUGCCUUACAUAUUUUUAUUUUUAGUUCGUGAAUUAGUUUUUUCUUCAGGUGAUUUAACUGAAUAUUUUUGUUACACUUCAGUAGUAUUUAUUUUUAGUGACAACGAUUGUAUGUGUCAUGUUUGCAAAUGCUGCUAUAUCCUAGAAGAGGCUUAUCUUUUAUUUUGUAAUGUAUGGAAGGACUGUACAAGCUGAACAAAAUAAUGCACUUUUUCUCCCAUGUGAAAAUGUUAACAAGUUUCUGAAAGCGUACUUUGUACUUAGUAUCAGGUUUCUAAUAUUUCCUUAUGGUCAAGAAAAUCCCAAAGCCAUGUAUCCAGAGGGUUUCUGCACUCUUCACUCCAGGUGAAUGUAGAAUAGUAUCACUGAAAAGAUCUAGUUACUAAGUCAACAACAACUAUAAGGAAAACACUUCAUUAAUGUUUUACAAAUAAUAGAAUAGAAUAAAAGGAAUAGCCACAUUAACUGAUGUUGGAGCAUCGGCCACAAAAGAGAUGACAUUGUUAAGGAACUGAACUAUCUUUCUCAAAAUAUUUAUUGAACAGGAUUUCUGAAUGUUUUAUUUUGUGAUUUUAAAAAAAGGAAAUAUAGUGAGGCAAGGCAAUCUGUAAUAUAGCCUUUGGUGCUAGGAGUUGGGAUUUUGAAACCGAGCCAAUAUAUAAUAACUGUGCAUGCCAAUGGCAAUGACAUCACAAAAUAGUCCUUUAUGGGAUUAUCAUUGAAAUAUCUAGGCUUCAUUAUCUCUUAAACUCCUGUGACAAAACUGUGAUUUUGCUGAGCAUUAUGAUUGCUGUGUACAUCACUUUUGAAAAGAAAAUAAUAUUUACAUGCAGAUGUCUCUGCCUCUUGAUGUUGAAAAUUUAGAUAUCCUAGAAUGAAAACCACUGCAGGCAGUGGGAUAUGCAUGGGUUAUCAAGAGGCAUGUGGGCAUUUUAUAAAGGCAGCUAAGACAAAUCUGUACUUUCCAUAAGUAAAGUAGGGUUUAUUGAUUCUUUGCAUCACAACAGGUUGUGAGUAAUAUACACCAUGUGAGUGGAAGGAGUAUAGAAUAAAACUGCGUCUGCACUUACUGUUAAUGACUGAAGUAGUAAGGAGCAAAUCAGAGUGAGUCCGUGGCUUCACAGAACUUUAUAAGCAGUCUCCUAGGAUACCAAAAGUGACCAUGUGAUUUAUGUAAUUAAUAUUCACAGUAGUCCCAAUCCAGAGUUUAUUACAUAGAAAAAUAUCUCUGCUGGCCAAGUGGACAGUGUAGCCAGUUGUGAACCCUCUUCACCCUUUAGUGUGGGCAGGGCAAUAGCUCAGCAAAAUACUCCAGUGCACUCCAAAUAGAUUAUCUGUAUUAAUAUUAACACUAUCACUGAUCUGUGUAACAGAUUUGUGUUAGCUUGAGAACUAGCAAGAAGCAAUCCAUGCACAGCUCUGAUGUUAGAUGUGGGAUUUUUCUUCCUGUGCAGGGCCCUUUCUUACUUAACUAUGACCUCUCUUUGUGAAUCAGCCUUGUUGGAUUGAAUGACUUUCCAGGACUUAAAACAUUUCCUAAUUAGGCUGGACUGCAUCUUGCAGCAGUGCUAUUUCAGCUUGCUCCUAAUCUAUAGAAAGAUUGUUUUAUAUAUAAUAAAAUUAUCAAGCUGUUAUAUUUCAAUGUUAGAAUACUAUUUAUAGAGGCUGCUAGUGAAUUAUUUGAAAACCAUGCAAUAGGUCAAUCACUGUGGGGGUCAUUCCAUAGAGUUCCACAUCUACAUUUUGUAAAGACUAAUGCGUUUUGCAUCAUAAAUUGUAAAUAUUGUUAAUAUAAAGACCAUUUAAAAACAAUGUACCUAUAAACAUAACUGGUGACCAUAGUUGUUACAACCUAUUGAUUUCAAAAUUAUUUAUGUGUUUGUCUGGGAACAUAAGAUUGCACUAACUCUGAUUCUGGAGCUGGUGUUAAAACAAAGCAGGUUUUCUGUAGUACAGAGAAAUCAACAAAACAGAAUUUUUGUAGUCUCAUUCUCUGUGUUGUCAACUGAGUAAAUAGUUUGCCUUAUACGAUACCCCCAGAUUCCAGGUUCAUACUUAACUGGAGUAUUAUGAUAAUAUGGUAAGAACUGGGUCAUUUAGUAUUUUCUGAAAGACAUUUCCUUUACAAAAAUGUUACCAAAAAUUAACAAAGAACAAUGUUGAAAAAAUAUAAACAAUAUUGUGCAAUCCAGUGAAAAGCCACAUACAUAAGGAACAGGAUGUAGAAAUGGCCCCCAGGUGUAUGAGUUCCCUCACCAGCCUAACAGCUGGAACCAGAUCCUCAUUCCCCAUUAGCAGAGGGAAUUGGGCUGGAUUCCGACUCCACUCCUAAUUUCCUGUCCUUACCAAAGAGCUGAUUGGCAGUAUUUUAACAUUUUAAUAAGGGCUUCCAUAGAUAGUGCUGACUGCUCAGUGCAUACUUCGGAUUGCUCAGAUGCACACAUAAGCUUUUCUUAUGUAAUCAUCCAUUUUUGCUCACUGAAUAAAAAUUAGCUAUGACACAUAGAUUUGAAUGUAAUUAAAAUAAUCCUGGGGGUAUAUCUAUGUAGGACUCUGUAAUAGACACAUGUAGACAAUCCUUUCCUGGUCUACUUUUGUUCAUCUCCUCAGAAGGUAAGGCAAGCAGUCAUGCUUGCAAGAUUAUGAGCAACUAAUUUCAUUAAAAUGCAUUGGGAUAAUCUCAGCUGUUGGAUUGACUCAAGAAUGUGGGUUUGGACACAUGAUCUGCCUUCUACUGACAAAAGAGUUCAUCUAGUGGACUUGUUUUCAUAGAACUCAAAUACAAGAGCUCACUCCAUUGAACAGAGUCUCCAAACCACUGCUUGGCAUUUGUAAGAAGGUGGAGCGGAGAGACAGCCAUAAGGAGAGGAGUCAGGAAAGUUGAAUGUGCUCUAUCAUUAAGAAAGCAUUCAUUCUAUAGUACUGUAGUUUACUUACUAGAUCUCAAGUAUGUUUCUUCUUGUCAAUACGAAUUUUUCACUCACUUAUUUGAAAAGCACAGGUAAAGAUGUGCAAACAUAAUUAUCUUAAUAUUCACAGUAUAAAAGCCCUCCAGUACAUUUUGCCAUCAUAUAUGACUUAGCUGUUCCCAGCACCUUCACAGCAAGGGUAAUGUUCAGAGGUACAGAAUUAAAUACUUUCCAAAUUUGAAAAGAGGAUAGUUUCCCCAAUUCUUAAAUUGCAUCAUACCCAGAAAAGACAUGGUGUCUGGCAGCGUAUCACCACUUAGUGGUUUGGGUAUGGGAUGUGUGCACAUACAUUUAGGAUGACUUCAAUGAAAUGAUGAGAAAAUGCAUUUAAACAGUACAAGGCAUAAUAUUUGCUCACCUUUCUGAACAAUUGAAAUGACAUUUUUUUAUUGUGACAUCACAGAUGUGUGCAUGGAAUCAAAUGAUUUUGUCUUGAGCAGAUGCAAUACCAUGUUUUCUCCAUGUUUUGACUGAUUCCCUUGUAUCCAUGUUAAACACAAGAUAAACAUCAUAGGUCCAGUAUGUUUGCUGUAGCCUAAGAACUGAAGAUUUUGGAUAAAUCUUUGAGAGUGCAAAUAAGUUCUGAUUUGUCAAGUGUUUGUAUCUUCUUUACGUCUAUCAGCAGUUAUGAUUUUAUACAAAAAUAUUUUUCGGGUGACUGCUUAAAAUGUCUGUGCAAAGUGUCCAUACUGUCAUUCUUACCUGCUCACAUGUGCAUUUCUCUUUCACGUUUCAUCAGGUGACAUUGUCCUGAGAUCUAGAUACAAAUUGAAGAGUAUGAAACCAUUAUCUGCAGGUCAUUCUAUCAUAGUUCUUGCUGCCUUGCUUUUUAAAACUUUCUUCACAUAAUGUUCUUGGGAGGAAAGAAGUUUUAAGUACUGACUUGACCCAGUUCAUAACACAUUUAUCAUAUUCUCCAUCUGAAGGAGUGCAAAGAGAGAGCACUCUGUGUGCAUGUGUACGUGCAGUGUACAUGUAUACAAAAUCCCCUCAUCCCCACCAAAACUAGAGGGUAACACCAUAGAAAUUAUGUAUCUUAAUUUCCUCCAGAUUAGAUAUCUUUUGUGUUUAUCAUGAAAUUGUACAUGUUCAUAGAGUAUAAAGAAGAGACAUUUUAAUGUCUAAAAUACAAAACGACAAAGUCAUCCUCAGAUUUUUUAUUAGCUCAGAAAUGCUCCAAAUAAUUACAAAAAUAUUAAAUGAACAAUAUUUGUUUGAUUGUUUAAUUGCCCCCAGUGGGUCAUGAUAGUAGUUCUUGAUAGUAGUUUUUGUUCAAUAUUACAUCAGUGGGCAACUAAACUUUCCCAUGUUCCUUUCCCAAAUCUUUCCCAAGGGCUAGGAUGUAGCAAGAAAGCAUUACACAAGUGGAUGUCUGCUCUCCCAAUAUCAGGUUAAAAAAAAUCACAGAUGCAAUUUCAUCGCUAAAGCUGCUUACAUUAGCAGAACUGGGGGUGGGGUACUCUGUGCACCUUCAAAGCCUGCAUGAGAAGGCUGGGGAGAUAUUCUGGAGAUAUGCAGGGCUGAAUAUGGUAAAGAGGGAAAGGAAAGGAAAUCCCAUUACACAAGCAGGUGUCUCGUACCGUGACACAGGAUUUAGGUUACUAGAUUUGUAACUUACUGUACGUUAAUUGAUCUUAUAGCUGGGAAAACUAAAGGUUGCUUGCUAGUUUGUCAGUAGCCUGCAUUUGCUUUAGUACUGGUGUCAACAGAACUGUGUAACUCAAUUAGUAUGAUUAAGCAACAAAGCAAAUAUGACUUGUAAAUUUAUGACCAUAUAUGGAACGACCCUAGUGAACGUGAAGUAAUGCUCCCAAUAUUUUUUAAAGGUAGAAAUAAAGCUGUGGCUGAGAGAUAAUUGUGAAAAUUCUCUUUUGCCUCUCCACAGCUUUCCCCGAAUUUGGCAAGACUGUGAUAGCAUAUUUUAAAAACAGAGUACAUUUCAGACUUGUUGACUCCAGCUUGUACUGGCUUCCAGGACAUAAUGUAUCCCCUCUUGUACUGCAGCCAUCUUGAGGAAAUUGGUCAUUUCUGUUUCUGUUUGGGAAGUUUUUGCACAUAGCUUUGCUUUUCACCCUAACGAUUCUUCCAGCACCAUUCUGCUAAUUAAAGAAGCAUUGGUUCCAGUAUUUUUUCCACAAAUUUUUCAACUUUGUUUGCUUCUUGAAGCUGGCAGUUCUUGCACGGGCCAUGUGCUUUUUCUAGGCUACAAAUGUAAGGUAUUCCUUACUAACUGCAGGGUCUCUAUAUAUUACACCUCAGUGUACACACUUUGCUGCUACUGUUUGUACUGUCUACAGUAGAAUUUCCUUAUCUUGCUCCUGGUAGUGCAUUACAGGCAAGCAUGAAAUGUAUAAAGUAUGUAUUUAAAUAAAAACUUUAAAUUGGUAACUGAUUACCUCCCUGUAGCUUUAGAGUUUGUGGAAUUUCCUGACCUUGCUAGUUCUUUCAUUAGAUUCUUGACAGAUCUAGUCAAAUGGUUAAGGACAUAAAGCAGACAUGACUAUAAAACCCAGGCAACCGUAUUACUGUUGGUCAUACUUAAAUUGUUUAUUUCCUUAAGUAUAUGACCCUCAAGGAUGUGAAAUAACUACAGCCAUUUUGUAUACUGUACAUCCUUAGUAUUUUUACACAUAUAUGAUAGGGAUGCACAUUAUUUUCCUUCGUACAGACAGCUUAAAUAAAGCACUAUGUCAAUCUGCUACUUACGUGUUUAUUAUUGCUUUUCUUUUCAGGCACAAAUGUAACAGUUGCAACAAAGGAGGGUUUAGAGUUAUCUGUGCUUUUUAGGUGGAACCAGUUAUACUGUAUAUCCCAUGAAAAAGCAACACGUGAUUGCAAAUUACAGCAGAUACCAUGUUACAGUACAGUUCAGAAAAGUAUUUAAUGGAACAUGCAUUAUAUAAGGUUUGAGUAAAAGCAGUUCUGAAUUAUUUAAUUUCAUUCUGAAAAUAUUUGUGCAUUCUCUCAUCAUAUAUUACCUACAUAGCUGAUAAAUAAUGCCAUAUAUCCUGUUAAGCUGGCUUCAAAUCUUUUAUAACUUAGACAAUUACUACUCCAGUAGCAGUAAAACUGCCCUCCUGUAUGGAGAUUUCUCCUUUCUGAUAGGGCUAAAACGCCCUUAAUGAAAAAUGGUUACUAAAUGUUAGCUGUGUACAACAUACGUAUUACCCAGAGAACUCACUGUCUAAAAAAAAAAAA
Molecule: messenger RNA, 8776 nt
Organism: Pogona vitticeps (central bearded dragon)
Lineage: Eukaryota; Metazoa; Chordata; Lepidosauria; Squamata; Agamidae
Gene: AKT3
Product: AKT serine/threonine kinase 3
Biological process (GO): protein phosphorylation
Molecular function (GO): ATP binding; protein serine/threonine kinase activity
Source: RefSeq, a predicted model, not a curated record